Messenger RNA from Lineus longissimus, 1567 nucleotides. Its product is annotated as large ribosomal subunit protein mL38-like. Gene Ontology annotation, cellular component: mitochondrial large ribosomal subunit. The transcript has 8 exons. The record is from RefSeq and is a predicted model, not a curated record. The coding region runs from base 3 to 1250 and encodes 415 amino acids. NCBI's taxonomy places the organism in Eukaryota, Metazoa, Nemertea, Pilidiophora, Heteronemertea, Lineidae.
AGAUGGCGUCAUCUUUGACCACGCUUUGUCGCCGAUUUCCAACAAGAUAUGGCUUAAAGCGUAUUUUCGCAUCCUCAAAUAUAUUGCAACCAACGCGAAACAAGUCUUGGGAUCAAUAUAUACGGGAAGAUUUAUGGCUCAAGGAAGAAGGGGCAAAAUCAUUCGCUGAAAUCAAAGAAGAACUAGAUUUCAAAGAUCCAGAGAUUCACGAAACUGUAGAUAUAAGCCUCCCAGCUAAACAGAAACAACUCCAGAAGAAAUCUGAACGCUUGAAGCUUCUUAAAGAGAUAAAGAACGAUAAGACAUUAGAACAAGCUGCUCGUCUCCGUAAAUUGCAUAUUCCCCUUGAAGAGGUAAAAAAGGAUUGGUAUAAAGAGAGCUGGAGCAUUCAUGCUCAUUCAAUAGCAGACCACUAUGGAGUUUAUCAGGAUUUAUUCGGGUAUGCUUACUUCUACCCAAGGAUUCAACUGGAUAUUUCUUUUGAUUAUGAUGACGAGUAUGUAACUCCUGUUCACCGUGGCAAUAAAAUUUUACCAUCUGAGGCCACCGAGGCUCCUCAUGUAUCCUUUGAGGCACCUCGCAAUACCCUAUGGACACUUUGCCUGACAUCUCCAGAUGAACAUUUUCUAGAAGAAGACAAAGAAUAUGUACAUUGGCUGGUAGGAAACAUCCCUGGGAGUGACAUAUCGAAUGGGGAAGUUUUAUGCAACUAUCUGCCGCCAAUCCCGCCAAGAGGCACUGGUCAUCAUAGAUAUAUAUUUAUUUUGUACAAGCAAGAUAAACGGGUGGAUUAUAGUCAUGCAAAAAGAGGAGAAAAUUGCUCAAGUCUACCAGAGCGAACAUUCAGCACUUAUGAGUUUUACAAAGAGCAUCAGGAUUAUGUCACACCAGCGGGAUUGGCCUUCUUCCAGAGUGAAUAUGACGAGUCGGUUCAGACCACAUUUCAUAAUAUACUGAAUGUGAGAGAACCAGCGUUUGAAUAUGACUAUCCACCAGACUUCCAUCCAGAGCAGCAACGAUACCCCUGGAAAAAGCCAUUCAAUCUCUACCUUGAGAGGUACCGUGACAAAAAAGAAAUCGCAGAAGAGGUUUUAAAGGAACGAUUGUCAAUGAUUUCACCAUUCAAAGAAUUACCUAAACAGCCCAAAUAUCCAGAUGUGUUUUUCAUGCCAAAUAAACCUCAGUGGUGGAGGCUGGUCGAGCAUCAUCGCCGGAAUAGGGAGGGAAAAUUCAAGGACUUGCCAAAAUAGAUGUGACGUUUCAAAGACUUACCAGAACAAACAACUAUCUCCUCCUGGACCUCUUGCUUUAUGGCUGGUCUUGCAGUGGGAAUAUCAACACGCAAAAUCAUUUCUCCAACUUGCUGAGAAUCUUGUUUAUCUAAGCUUACAUCCCAGCUUACUGAGUUGGCUUGCCCUGGGGAGACUUCCCAGAGCAGGCUUACCCAUUAACUUUGCGGAGGCUACAAGAUUCUUGUAAAUUUUGAGACUGAUUCUUCAGUGUGAUUAGUAUCGUUAUGUUAUUGUUCUGAUUCUGUUGUAUUUCAUAAUAAAUUGAUUAAUGUACA